AUGUCGCAGGAAGCCACGCGACAAUGGGGUGUUACAGCGCCGAUUUCACGGGCGGCUUCCUCUGCACAUGAGUUAGAGCUGGACGCUGAAUUGCUAAGUACCUUACAAAACCUUGGGCUCUUUGAAAACGAACACGAUGCACAAGAGCGAUUCGCUGUGUUGGAAAAGUUGAACAAACUUGUCAAACAGUUUGUGCUUCGCAUCAGCAAGCUGAAGGGAAUGCCGGAGUCGUUGGCAAAAGACGCCGGCGGGAAGAUCUUUACCUUUGGAAGUUACCAUUUGGGAGCUCAUACUGCAGAUGCGGACCUUGACACGCUCUGUGUGGUUCCUAAACAUGUUGAAAGAGAAUACUUUUUCACGGCCAUGUACGAUUUAUUAAAGGAGCAACCAGAAGUUACUGAGCUGACGGCAGUCCCUCAUGCGUAUGUACCUGUGAUCAAGAUGCAUUUCAGCGGAAUACCUAUUGAUUUUGUAUGUGCACGGCUUGAGCUUCCUCGCAUACCAGACAACCUGGAUCUUUCAGACAACAGCCUUUUACGCAAUCUCGACGAACGAUGUGUACGCGGCUUGAACGGAUCACGUGUUGCUGACGAAAUAUUACGCCUUGUUCCCAAUAUCCCAGUCUUCCGCACAGCUCUACGUACUGUAAAGUUUUGGGCAAAACGGCGCGCCAUCUAUUCGAACGUUAUGGGAUUUCUCGGCGGCGUUGCCUGGGCACUGCUAGUCGCUAGGAUAUGCCAAUUGUAUCCUAAUGCAUGUGCAGCUGCUAUCGUCAAUCGGUUCUUCCGUAUCAUGUAUCAGUGGAGUUGGCCCCAACCAGUGCUACUCAAGCAUACCGAAACGGAACCAUUGGAAUUUCGAGUGUGGGACCCUGAAUUAUACCCGGCAGACAGAAGCCAUCGGAUGCCAAUUAUCACCCCGGUCUAUCCUGCCAUGUGUGCGACGCACAAUGUAACAGAUUCAACAAGGGCAAUUAUGAUAAAGGAAUUUAAACGGGGUGCAGAUGUUGUGGAUAGGAUUAUGGUCGGCUCUGGUAGCUGGACAGAUCUAUUCGACAAGAGUGAUUUCUUUCAUGCUUACAAGCAUUAUCUGCAAGUGAUUGCAAGCUCAAAAUCGCCAAGAGCACAGUUGGAGUGGUCCGGAUUGGUGGAAUCAAGGAUACGACAAUUACUUCUCAAGCUGGAGCUGGUCGACAUGCUUUUACUGGCCCAUCCUUACAUUCAAGGGUUCGAGCACAUUCAUUACUGUCACUCUGAACGAGAGAAGAUCGACGUAGCGAAAGGAAUAUUCGUACCGGAGCGAACAUUUGCAGUAGGUGGAAGCAGUUCUGAUGUUCGAAGGAAGCAACAACUCGGUAACAAUGCAGGCCAUGCAAAUGGUCAAGUGGAUACCAUGGAGACUGUAUAUACGACAACAUUUUACAUUGGUCUAUAUGUGGAACCAAAGCCUGAUCGAUCUCAGGGCCCACGAAAAUUAAAUUUAAUUUGGCCAACACAAGAAUUUAUCAAGCUUGUCAAAAGCUGGGAAAAGUUUGAUGAAUCAUCGAUGGAGAUCGUGGUGAAAAACUUGAGAAGGUGGGUUGCAACCACUAUGCUACCUUCAGAGCUUUCGAACGAGGAGAGGCAAUUGAAGCUUGCACGAAACAGGGCACUUGGAUCUCCAAAGAAUCAUGACGUCGUGUCUCCCUUGACCACGGAGUAG
Molecule: messenger RNA, 1701 nt
Organism: Zychaea mexicana
Lineage: Eukaryota; Fungi; Mucoromycota; Mucoromycetes; Mucorales; Lichtheimiaceae
Product: Poly(A) polymerase central domain-containing protein
Exons: 8
Coding region: 1-1701 (566 amino acids)
Cellular component (GO): nucleus
Molecular function (GO): RNA binding; poly(A) RNA polymerase activity
Source: RefSeq, a predicted model, not a curated record